CUCAUAUUUUCAGCACGAAAAACGUCUUUUUGUUGCUAACAAGUUCUUACGAUGACACCUGUUCAUAAAAAGGUAGUUACAUCAAAGCGGCCGGCGGGGACUCCAGCUAGACCGAGAAGUACGAGGAAACGGAGGCGGCCCGGGCAUUUAACCGAAUGUGAGGCAUCGGCCAGCGGGGAAGGAGUGGCGCCAUGCGAACCCUUACCGGAUAGGGGGGAUCGGACGGACAAUCAACCUGGUGGUUCCCCGCUCCCUCAGGAGAUCGUGGAGGCAUCAGAAAUGGAUGCUGGACAUAGGGAUCCUGAAAUCCUGCUUCUCAUAGAUAGACAACAAAUGGAAUUUCCCAUACACUCAAAACAUUUGGUGUCAAAACUAAUAUUAAUUUCAAUUUGUGCAACACAGCUUAAACUAAGACAAUCAAUGUAGUCUUUGAUGUGAGGAAACUCUUUGUGUACACUAGUUACAAAUUGUUAGGUACUUUUUUACAGUUUGAUUAAUAAAUGUUUUCACUUGCUGUGUGUUUUGCGAUUUGACCAAUUUCAGUCUGGAAAUGCUAUGCUGCAGAAAUUAUGAAUAAAUCACAGUGGAUUAGACAUAUCUGCCAAAAAUAAGGUUCAUUGGAAAAGUGAAGAAGAGAGAAAAAAGAAGCCUUGCAUUAAAACUUUACUCUGGUCUCAUCGCAAUGUUUUGAUACAGGAGGUCUAGUGUCUUUUCUUUAUUUUAUAAUCCAUAUACCGGAGAAAAUCCUGGCAUUGGAGAGCAGUGGUAUAUUUUCAGCAAUUUUUAGUCAAUAUCAAACUUUCGAGGAGCCAUUCUAUGUGUAAUUAAAAGAAAAUUGGAAAAUUGAGGGGUCAAUUUCAUCUUUGAAGGGGUCAAUGGCCCUAUGACCUUCCAGGAUUAUCCCUGUAUAAAUUCUUGUCACCCAAUGCUUAACCAAUUCAUACUUCAACAUUGGGUAAUAUAACUUUCAUUUACCUCAAGUUCAAUGAAGCAAUUGCACUAAAGACAGGAUAUAGAU
Mizuhopecten yessoensis (Yesso scallop) is the source of this 1018-nucleotide messenger RNA. RefSeq lists its product as uncharacterized. NCBI's taxonomy places the organism in Eukaryota, Metazoa, Mollusca, Bivalvia, Pectinida, Pectinidae. The record is from RefSeq and is a predicted model, not a curated record. The transcript is spliced from 2 exons. Bases 52 to 426 code for a protein of 124 amino acids.